ACCUAAAACGAGAAAACCGAAACCGAAAAAGAAAAUGUUCACAUUGUCCUGCGUUCCUGUACAUCUGUGUUUCAUUAUGCGGCAAGGUCUCAUUUUGCGAACAUAUCGAGCAACGCGCUGACAGCCUGUAGUGCAAAACGUGUUUUCAGAGUUGCUAAUUGUGAGGGAAAGAAACACACAUUAAGAGACCACAGGUUCACAUUAGGUUCAUCAUGGCUCCACAUCCCAUAAUCCAGGCAAUUAUCGACUUCUCUGCUGGAGCAGUCGGUGGUACAGCUUGCGUGCUGAGCGGUCAGCCUUUUGACACCACAAAGGUAAAGAUGCAGACGUUCCCCACCAUGUACCGCGGCUUCAUCCACUGCUUCACAUCCACCUUCAGGCAGGUGGGCAUAGGUGGUCUCUACAGAGGCGCAACCCCGGCCCUCAUAGCCAACAUCAGUGAGAACGCUGUGCUCUUCUUGAGUUAUGGUCUCUGCCAGGAUGUGAUACGCAUUGUGUCCAGGAUGGAUAAAGGAGCCCAUCUCAGUGAUAUUCAGAAGGCAUCUGCAGGGUCUUUAGCCUCCAUCUUCUCCUCCUUGGCAAUUUGCCCCACCGAGCUGGUGAAAUGUCGCCUGCAGGCCAUGCACGAAAUGGAAGCAUCUGGCAAGAUCGCAGUUGGACAAGGAAGCACAGUGUGGACGGUAGUGAAGACAGUGUUGAAGACAAACGGCCCCCUGGGUUUCUACCAAGGCCUGACAUCCACCAUAGUGAGGGAGAUACCCGGUUACUUCUGCUUCUUUGGGGCCUAUGAAAUGUGUCGGACUAAAUUUGCACAUUACAUGGGCACGGACAAGGAAAGUAUAGGUAUUCUUCCACUCAUGUUCAGCGGUGGAUUUGGGGGAGCUUGUCUGUGGAUUACGGUCUAUCCCAUCGACUGUGUUAAGUCCAGGAUCCAGGUGUACUCUUUAGCUGGGACGCAAAAGGGCUUCAUGAAGACCUUCAUGGGUAUCAUACGCACUGAGGGGUUCACUGCUCUGUACUCGGGCCUGACUCCUACCAUGAUACGCACCUUCCCUGCCAACGGAGCCCUCUUCCUGGGUUAUGAGUUUAGUCGCCAGUUUAUGAUGGAUGCAGCUGGUAACUAAUGUGGAGGAUCUUUACACCUGAAGAAAGUAUUGUGCUCAAUCCUCUUCUUCUGUUUGUGUUUGAUUAGAUGUGAUUUAAAAGAUUCUACAAAUAUUGGUCUUUUUGGUAUGGCUGUAUUCAAAUAUCUUGCGCAUGAGCACAUGUUGUACUGUGCCAGUCACAGUCCAUAAGUCCAUAAGUGUAAUACUUUACCUGUGAAUAUAUUUCAGCAGGAUCGAUGAUGCCUGGGUGGCACCUCACCACACAUUGCUCAGUUAGCGUUUAUAAAAUGUUUUGUUUUUCAGAUAAACUUUAAAUUCAUAUUAAACAUUUUUUUAAAGAAAGUGAAGCUUAAAAAAUCUGAGUCACAAUCAAAUUAUAGAAACAUGUGAAAUGACUACCAAUGAAAUGGAGUUCCGUAACAGCAACAAUUAAUAAGAAAACUGGGAGGAAGUGAAACAUUCUUAUUUUGGGAAUCAUUUCGAAAGAAAUUGCUACUGCUAGGAAUGUUUGAGUAGUCUUACAUGAUGCAAUAAAUCACAUAUUUAGCCAGAUUUCUUUUUUGGUUUGUACAAACAAAAUCCUGUAACUAACAAAAUGAUCAUGAUUGCUUUUCAAACUAAUAAAAUUAUAUGACAAAAGAUAUGUUACAAAAAGGCAAA
Messenger RNA from Cottoperca gobio, 1766 nucleotides. It is a transcript of the gene slc25a15a, whose product is annotated as solute carrier family 25 member 15a. Gene Ontology annotation, cellular component: mitochondrion. Bases 213 to 1124 code for a protein of 303 amino acids. The transcript has 7 exons. NCBI's taxonomy places the organism in Eukaryota, Metazoa, Chordata, Actinopteri, Perciformes, Bovichtidae. Gene Ontology annotation, biological process: mitochondrial L-ornithine transmembrane transport. The record is from RefSeq and is a predicted model, not a curated record. Gene Ontology annotation, molecular function: L-ornithine transmembrane transporter activity.